This is a messenger RNA of Limulus polyphemus (Atlantic horseshoe crab), 2441 nucleotides long. RefSeq lists its product as uncharacterized. The annotation marks the transcript as partial. Gene Ontology annotation, molecular function: protein binding. The record is from RefSeq and is a predicted model, not a curated record. Lineage: Eukaryota; Metazoa; Arthropoda; Merostomata; Xiphosura; Limulidae. The transcript is spliced from 3 exons.
AUGUACUUGUCUUUCAAGAAAUAUGAGCUUACCCAUCCAAAUAAUUGUGAACUCAACUACAUCGAUAUAUAUGCAGACACCCUUAGUGUAGAUGACCGUCUGGACAGGUUUUGUGGAACAGCUACUGAACCUCAGAGGUCAGAAGGAAACACACUCCACGUGAGAUACUUUGCAGAUCCUAAGGCAUUCUAUGCCAAAUUCUCAAUCGUUUAUACAGCUUUCAGAGAAUCAGAACAUUGUUAUCCUGACAGGGAGUUUGAUUGUGAUGAUGGAACUUGUAUAGACAAGUCUCUGAAAUGUAAUGGUCACUUUAAUUGUAGAUACCGUUAUGACGAAGAAGAUACUAUAUGUGUUGAAGGUUCCUUGCCUGCUGUUGUACUGAAGUCAGAACACAUGAUCAUUAUCCUAGUAGUGUUUUUUGCCUUAGUUGUGGGGAUGUGUGCCUCCAUUUCCAUUUCCUGCUAUGGCAAGAUCAAGGUACGAAGAGAAAGGGAACGUGAGUAUAGACUCAGGAGGUCCAAGGAAGCAUCUGUUGAAGUAGCACUAGACCACAUAGUAAACACACUAGAUCGAGGUUUGGAAGCUACAUUAGCAGCUGAAGCAGCUCAAAUUGGUGCAAGAAGAAAAGGAGCAGGGAUUUCCCAAGAAGACAUUGAAUCUGAAAACAUCGAAAUGGACCAAUUUUACUGUACACGACAACCAAAUGGUGGUCAAACUAUCUCUGAGCUUCACAAACGUAUGUUGUCACAACCAUCAUUGAAUGUUGAAGAAUUUACCACACAUACACAAAAAUAUAGCCCACUCUCACAAUAUAGAAAUUUGGAACGAGCCCCACACACCCCACCUCAAAAUCAGAAAUAUUACUCUGUUUCACCAUCUCAGAAUGAGGAAUAUACCCACCAUUCAAAAUCCCAGAAACAAGAAUAUGUGCCUUGUGCACAACCACAGAAUAAAGAAAAUGCCACUUACACAUCACCUCAGAAUCUAAAGUAUGCAUCAUACUCAACAUCCCCAAAUCCGGAAUAUGCUAUACAGUCCACUAGGCUAAAUAAAGAAUACAAACAAUACUCACAACCAUGGGUGCAUCAACAUGCCCAACACUCACCUAUUAAGGAUCAAGAAAACAUCCCACAAUUACCAUCCCAGACUCAAAUUUACUCUCCAUGUUCACAAUACCAAAUUCAAGAAGUCAUGACACCCCAACUUCAUGAACACAUUAUACAUUCAUCACCUCAAAUUCGAGAAUACAAACCACCAUCGAUGUGCAAGUUACAAAAACACAGUCCACAAUCAAUGUCCAGAUAUCAUGAAUAUAGUCCUCAUUUAAAUCUCCAAGUUCACGAUGAUGUGCCACAGUCCCAACCUAUCAGACAUAUGAUAAUGAAAUCCAGUCGAGAUAGUGAAAGUCCACCUUUGCCUCCACCUCCACCACCACCUUUACCACCCCAUCUUCGAAGAAACCGAGAAAAUCCACAAUCUCAGCAUUAUGAAGUCACUGGAAGUCAGUUCAAUCCUUACAGAACUGCUGUAAUACCCCCUAAUGAGGAAGAAAUUGAGCUCCUAAACAAUCCUCACAGGUUUAGAGCUGAAGCUGUUAUUGAGAUGAAUCCUUCUGAGGAAGAUCGACCUCAGAGUUUUGAAUCAACUAGGUCAGCACCUGAUGUCAUAGUUCAUCGUUGACCUUAAUCUAGCUUAACAGUCAUGUAAAAUCAACCAGGUCAGAAAAUUAUGCAGUUGCAUAUUACUGAUAAUAAACGUGAUUCUGGGUUCUGCACAUUAUUUAUCUAAGAAAUUGAUUAGUACACCUCAGAGGAGAUGGAAAAUCUUUUCACCUUGAUGAUAAUUCAAGUGACAAUAUAGUGAGUAACAAAAUACAAUAUCUAGAAUAAUUUAUAUUUCUUUGGUUCAUGGUAAAUAACAAAAUAAUAUUCUUGUUGGGAAUAUGGUUUUAAAAGUUUUUGAUUUGUUUUGUUUUUGGAAGGCAAGCAUUAUUACUGGUAAUCAUACACAGAGACAAAUUUUAAAAAGUUUUCAUUUUUUUUUGAAGAAAGAUAAAAUUCUUGAAUUGAUUACAUUUAUAGGAAAGUAAGAACUAUGAGUGGUAAUAAGAAAGGGCACAACUUUCUUUUUUAAUAAAGCAAAAAUGUGACUUGUAGGCAUACAUGUAAAGGAGGUAAUUAUUUUGAAUGAUAAUUAUGUUAAUAGGAAUAUAAAGUUUUGACUGAUAAUUACUUUAGAAGGAUGAUGGAACUGUAAUGCUGCAAAGAAAAAAAAAAGAAGAAUGAUUAGAAACUAUGUGACUUAAAUUUCAUUUUGUAAUUGGCACUUUGAAUCAGUUAUAAAAUUCUGGUUACAAAGACAGAAAACAAUUGUGGGUUAAUAAUGUUUGGAGAUGGCUUGAAUGGGUAAUGAAGAAAAACUUUAAUAUAAGUUUAACAUAA